Messenger RNA from Cyphellophora europaea CBS 101466, 1311 nucleotides. RefSeq lists its product as uncharacterized. The coding region runs from base 1 to 1311 and encodes 436 amino acids. Gene Ontology annotation, molecular function: protein binding. The transcript has a single exon. The record is from RefSeq and is a predicted model, not a curated record. Lineage: Eukaryota; Fungi; Ascomycota; Eurotiomycetes; Chaetothyriales; Cyphellophoraceae.
AUGGCUACCUUGACCGCCUCACCACCGGCCAUGUCUCCCCCUCUAGACGCCUCCAUUACGAGCCCUCCUCCUCUGCCCUCACUCGUUACAUCUACACCCCGAAGAACGCCGUCGCAGCAGCGGCCAACAUCUUGGGUCAACCGUCGAGUAUCGUCGUACUCUUCGACCUCGAAGACCUCACACCAAAUACAAUCGCGGCCUGUGUCUUAUGUCUUCCCCGCAUUCCACUCGAGUCUAACAUACACUUUUGUGAGAGACUUCGCUUACCCACCAGCUCACCCGAUGCACUAUGGCCCUCCGCCGAUACCAUCUGGAAUAUCGACACCAGUCAGCGAGGCUCGGCGAGUGUCAGAUCCUGUGCUGGCGCAAUGGGAAGAUUCGAGAUACACUUGGUCAGCCACGCCACCAUGGAUGUCAGAGAUACAGCAAGACCCAGAACGUCAAGAACGGCUACCCGUCCAGCUACCGGCCAUGUCUUUCUCAGAUGGUGGACCGCCCUACAGCGAGGACGAAGACCUCCAUUCACCAAUUGUCACAUCAUCACGGCAUAAAAAGAGCAAAUCACAGGGCUACGAGCGAGGGCGGUCACCGGGAGAUGCAGGUCCCGGCAGGGGCAUGAUAAUAGGGCCAGAUGGCGACAGUGGCGAGCCUGGGGCGGCCAUUCAAGCGUCCUUGGAGCGGCGUUUGCAGCCCCGACACCGGGAUUCCAAUUUUGCCAAGCCACUGCAGCGGCAAAGGUCUCCUUACGAUGGCGUCGAUCAGCUGUCGGAAGAAGCCUCAGACGUAGACGAAGGCGACGGGAGGUUCUCCAAAGACUAUUCAUUUACAAUAGCAAGCCCUGACGAGGAGAUGCACGGCAAGGCUGUGGCGCUCUUCGACUUUGAGAGUGAACACGAGAACGAGUUGGCUCUCAAGGAGGGCCAGAUAAUAUUGGUAUCAUACAGGCAUGGCCAAGGCUGGUUGGUGGCCGAAGACCCUCGCACGGGUGAAAGUGGUCUCGUGCCUGAAGAGUUUGUAAGGCUGAUUCGGGACAUCGAAGGUGGCUUGCACGGCCUGAACUCGGUAACGCUGGACGAUAAUGGAGACUUGCUGAGUCCUAUUUCCAACGACGGUGGAUCAGCACAGACCCCAACACCAGCUCAACACGAGUUCCCCUCAACCAGUCAGCACAACUCGAGGCCAAGCGGGGAGAAACAUCCGCCGGUGCAGUCGACGUUCUCGACUAGCUCGCGAGACUUUAGCCCCUUCCCAUCGUCUGGAAAGGCGGAGGAGGGUGGCAGCCCCGUGAAAGAAACGGUCGACGCAAGAUGA